This is a messenger RNA of Hyposmocoma kahamanoa, 1110 nucleotides long. RefSeq names its product E3 ubiquitin-protein ligase COP1-like. Gene Ontology annotation, molecular function: ubiquitin protein ligase activity. Gene Ontology annotation, biological process: proteasome-mediated ubiquitin-dependent protein catabolic process. Bases 1 to 1110 code for a protein of 369 amino acids. The transcript has 6 exons. The record is from RefSeq and is a predicted model, not a curated record. NCBI's taxonomy places the organism in Eukaryota, Metazoa, Arthropoda, Insecta, Lepidoptera, Cosmopterigidae.
AUGGUAUUGUACGGUGAGGAGGGCGGAUGUCUGCAACUGAAAAUCCAGGCACCUAUCUUGCAUGUGGUGGGUGUACCCAACCACCCAAGCUCUUCCGAGAAUCUCGGCACUCUCCAGGGUUUGCUGAAGGCUCUGAGGAAUAUCUGGAAAAUGUCAGGCACAGCUGCCAGUGGCUCCAAUCAGCCUGGCCCGUCCACCGCAGCAGUAGCUCUGGACGGCCUUGGGGGCUCCCUCGAGGACAAGGAUUGCGACCUCCUCUGUCCCGUUUGCUUUGAGCUCAUUGAGGAAGCAUAUGUGACUCGCUGCGGCCACUCAUUCUGCUACUCAUGCAUUGCAAAGUCCGUUGAGUUGCAUAGAAGAUGUCCGAAAUGCGGGGCUGCACUGGCGUCCAGAGAUCAUAUAUUUCCCAAUUUCUUGCUUAAUGAACUGGUGGCCAAGCGACGCGCGCAGUGGGGCCGACUGGGCGCUGGCGUGACGGGGGCAGGAGGUGCGGCGAGGGCGGCGGGCGCCGCGACUGUUCCCGGAGAAGCGGAUAGGCUCAGAGCCCUUGUGGCCAACGAGUCGCGCCAUCUGUCUCUGCACGACGUACAGGCAAUGCUGGAAGCCCUCACCCGGCGCAAGCGCCUCCUGGAGGCCGAGUCCGCAGCGGCCCACCACAGGCUGCUGUACGAGUUCCUCGCGCAGCUGCACCGCCAGCGGCACGACCAGCUGGAGCAGCUGGCCCGGGAGGCCGCGUUGGUUAGGAAGGACAUGGACCACGUGGCGGGCGUGCUGAAGGAGCUGCGCGCGGGCGCCGCGGGGCUGGCGCGCCUGCCGUCGCUGGGGGGCGACGCGGCCGACGGCGGCGGGGGCCCCGCGGGGGACGCCGUCCGCGCGCUGCGCUCGGAGCUGGCCGAGAUCGCCGGCAGCGUCAGCGACACAGGCAUUUCGGUGGCGCUGGACGGCGCCGCCACGGAGGGGGGCGAGGAGAGCUUCGCGGGGGGAGGGAUGGGCGGAGGCACCGACGCCCUGGCCGCGCGCUGGAGGAGGCUCACGCAGCACUUCGACGACUUCGUGCAGGUAGGAUUUGCUCUCUUUACCAUUCCAACGGGCAAAGGACUUGCUCAUUAA